UCUUUACACAUUCCUUAAAACUUUUGCACUUCUUCAAAUCCUAUAUAUACUCUCGUCCUCAUCUUUCCCUUCAUCACCACCAACAAUUCAUCAAACUAAUAUCAACCCUAACCCAAGUAACACAAUCACACCCAACUCAAAUUAAACAUAAAAAUGUCUAAAUUUCUAUGUUUUCCCUCCAUUUUCAUCCUAAUAUUAUACCUCACAUUAGCCCUUGCCAACUCUGCUCGCCUCCUCGACGAGGCCGCAGGCCCACAGCUUACACCACCAGACGAACUCCCACCUUUACCUCCGGUUGAAGACGACUCCCCUCCGACCAUCUUAUCAAGCGCCCAAGCUCCACCUACAGCUGCUGCCCCUCCUGCAGAUGAUGAUGAACUUCCUAACCCGGAUGAUCAACCUGACCCAAACCCAACAACUAAUGAUGCACCAGCAGUACCUGAACCCGCCCCAGAACCUGCCCCACUCCCCACUGGACCCGCUCAGAAUGGUGUACAGAAUGGAGCAACAGGACCCGCACAGAAUGGUGCAACAGGACCCGCACAGAAUGGUGCAACAGGACCCGGGUCUGAUCACCCCGCACACCCAGCAAUAUCCUUCUUCAUGCAUGACGUCCUAGGAGGAUCAAGUGCAUCAGGCAGAAUCGUCACGGGUCUAAUUGCAACCAGUGAUGUAAACGGGAUCCCAUUUUCAAGACCCAACAACCAAGUCUUCCCAGUUACAAACGGAGUUCCACUCCUCAACAAUGGGAACUUAAACAACGUUCUAAACAACAACAAUGUCCCAUUCUUGGCCGGACUCACGGGUCAAAACCAACCCAAAGCUCAAACCAUAAUCCAAAACACUGGGACCAACAACGUUGUCAAUGGUGGAAACAACAACCAAGCCUUCGUAACACCAGGUCAACUCCCCACUGGAACAGCCCUCCAGAAACUUCUAUUCGGAUCCAUUACCGUCAUUGACGAUGAGCUAACCGCGGGUCAUGAACUCGGGUCGGGUAUCAUGGGUAGAGGUCAAGGGUUUUACUUGGCUAGCUCACUUGAUGGGGAAAGUCAUACUAUGGCUUUUACUGCCGUUUUUCAUGGUGGGGAACAUGAUCUGCAGGAAGGGGAUGAUACCCUUAGCUUUUUUGGGGUCCACCGGACGGCUUCUCCGAUAUCGUCGAUUGCCGUCAUUGGUGGGAGCGGUAAGUAUGAGAAUGCUAAAGGGUAUGCUACUAUUGAGACUCUGCCUGAUCAGGAUCAGCAUACUACUGAUGGGGUUGAUACUAUUGCUCAUUUUAGUGUUUAUCUUUAUUAGUUUGAUUAAUUCAUGUUUGUGAGAUUGUGAGUUGUGAGAUUUGAUGUUUGUGGUUUUAUGUAAGUUGGAGUUGGUGUAUGUAUGUGUAUUUGUGUAUGUAUAAUGUAUAAACAUCAUCAAAGUAGCUAUAUAUGGAGGAAUUAUAAUAUACUUAUAAAAAGAGAACUUGGA
Amaranthus tricolor (Joseph's coat) is the source of this 1470-nucleotide messenger RNA. RefSeq names its product dirigent protein 24-like. The transcript has a single exon. The record is from RefSeq and is a predicted model, not a curated record. Bases 154 to 1299 code for a protein of 381 amino acids. Lineage: Eukaryota; Viridiplantae; Streptophyta; Magnoliopsida; Caryophyllales; Amaranthaceae.